AUGGCAGCGGCGGUGGCAUCUCGGGAGGAAGCAAGCAAGCGAGAGGCGGCCAAGGUUGAGGAAGAGGAGGGAGCAGAAGGACAGCAGGCCGCCGCCGCCACCACGGCGUUGUCCGAGGAGCAGCUGCUGCGUCGUCGACGCCACCUUCGGGUGCGCGUCGACGACCAUGUGCUCAGGACCUCGCUGCUCUACAUAUGCGGUUCCUGCCUGAUACUCAUCAUUGUCUUCCUCACGCUGCUGCCCGGUGCUCUGCUCAACUACCUCCGACGCGUCAACUUCCUCAAGGACGUGGUGGCGUCGGACAUCGAGAUGGACAGCGAGGUGGCGUUCCUGGCGUCAGCGCGCGGCGGCCGCGCUGCGUUCCUAGACAGCGGGAACCCUGCCGUGUUUUGCCAUCUGAACCUGAGCGCCUUCUCGAGGCCCGGCAAUUACCGGUACACGGUGCACGACGUGCCGGCCAACGUGUGCACGCACGUGGUGUUCCCGCUGCACGGCCUGGAGGACUGGUUCGACGACAUGCUCAACUACGACGCCUACCAGCGGGCCCAGCACCCGACCCUGUACGGGAGCAUGGAGUACCUCAAGAAGAAGAAGGCCAUGCAGGUGCUGGUGUACGUCGACGCCGAGCAGGACCAGCACGGGCGUCGUCACAUACUCGACUGGAUCAGCAGUGACAUGAGCAGCGACCUGCUCUCCAUGGUGUUCGCGCGAAACCUGGUCAAGUGGCUGCUUUCGAACCAGCUUCACGGGCUCGUGGUCGAGGGCAUGUUCCCCGUGCCGGAGCCCGAUCGUGCCGUCAUGGUCCGGCUGCUCAAGAAGAUGCACACGCUGUUCAAGCAGGCCAACCUGAUUCUCGUGGCCGUGGUGGAAGAGCAUUCCGCCCUGAUGCACCGGAAGGCGUUCGGCAAGCGGCUGAAGCCGUUCGUCGACUUCCUCGUCAUCCGGAACAGGAAGCAGCACAAAGCGUUCUUCCACCAGGUCCUGGAAGGCCUUCCGGAGGCACCCGCAGCCGUCACCUCGGAGGCCGGCCUGUCGCUGGACACGAUUCGCCAGGCGAUUCUUUCUGGGCUGCCCGCUAGGAAACUGCUCGUCUCUCUCGAGAUGGACGUAGCCACGUUGCGCGUCGAAUCGAACAAGACGUUGCCCGGACACGAGGGGCCAUUGACCAACACGCCAGGACGGCUGGCGUACUUCGAAGUGUGCACCCUAUUCAAGGACGACACCUGGAGCAACGCGAACGUGACAGAACUGGGCAAUCCGGUGGCCCUAAAAGAGAACGAAGCCGUGAGCUACGAGAAUGCGGACAGCGUUCAUCGCAAGGCGGCCAUGGUCCGCAACUACACGCUCGGAGGCAUCAUGCUGUGGGACGUCACCAGCGACGACUACAGAGGAGUCUGCGGCGUGGUGAACCCGCUCAGCGGAGCCGUUAGCGCCGUGAUGGCGGGCGCUUAAGUCAGUUUCCUUGGCAACCGCAACAACACGUGCAGAGCCUCUGGUUGGAAGCUUCAGCUCUCACGUGAUGCGGGUACUGCAGCCGUGACUUUCGUCGUAUGCCACUACGCUGGCAGCACAGAUACGACACAAGGUGCUAAGCACGCAUGGAGGCUGAUGCGAACACAAGCGGUCAUGUGUGGAGGGCUGACAAAACUCACUCCGGGAAGCUGGCUGAAAAUGUUUAUUUCUUCUUGUUGUCUAAUGUACUAGAAAACGUAGGGUCAAUUCGCCAAUAUCGCUGCCUUGAAGGCCUUAAUUGCUCUCUGAAAGCCUGUCUGAGCCGUAAAGCAGAAAGUGUUCUAGUUCUAUGGUGUGCGUAGAAUACACAGAAAGAGCAGAUGUGUAGUGCCUUGUUAGUCUUGGGGGAUAUUUCUGUCGUGAAUUCUGCGAGAAGGCAGGACUCGGCACGAA
Molecule: messenger RNA, 1905 nt
Organism: Dermacentor silvarum
Lineage: Eukaryota; Metazoa; Arthropoda; Arachnida; Ixodida; Ixodidae
Product: probable chitinase 10
Exons: 6
Coding region: 1-1452 (483 amino acids)
Biological process (GO): carbohydrate metabolic process; chitin catabolic process
Cellular component (GO): extracellular region
Molecular function (GO): chitinase activity; chitin binding
Source: RefSeq, a predicted model, not a curated record